CACCAGCGGGGAUUUUGGAAAUUGGAAACUAGGUUUUUGGUUAUUUCUAGGCUAAGCCUAGAGGGUGAAAGUUCAUAAUUUAUCGUACAAACCAUUAUGGGUCUGUCACCACAUUGGUUUAUGAAGGAGGACUUCCUGUGGCGGAGUUUAGCUAGUUUAGCAUGGAUUGCCAUGUUGAUGCCUUUUUUCACCACAACGCACAGCCUCUUGUUGUCAUUCAACCCUCUACAUCCUGUCUCAUGGCUCACAGAAUGGUUUUCUUUCGUAUUUUCCUUCAAAAUGUUGGGGAUGGUAACAAUUCUUGCUUUCUCAAGUUUGUUCAUCACAUUUCUUAAUGUCAGACACACUACAGUUAUUCCUGUAGUACGAAGAAACCGAUUGUCAUACAUAGCGGACCUAGUUGAUCCUUUUCACGCUCUACAGGUUAUGGCUGUUACACUGUCUGCAGCCCUCACAGCCUGGUCCAUGACAGCACAAAUGGGAAAUGAGUACAGCACAUUUACCAGGAGUUGCUCAGGAAUAAAAGCCCUCUGUUUAAAUGAGAAGCACUUCUUAAUCAUUAUUCAUGCUGGUUUUAUUGGUUUAAUUUUUGCAGUACAGUUCUUUCUACAGCAUGAUUAUAUUAUGGCUUUCAGUCCUGUUCAGCAGCUGAAAUUUUUCAAGGUUCGAGAUUUCAUAUAUCCAAGCCUGAUUCAGUGUGGAGUUGCUUCAAUGAAAAGAACGGUUUACUUCUAUAUUUUAUACUUUUUAAUGGGAGGCUUGUUAAAAUCUUGGAUACUGACCACCUUCAAACUCCAUGGAACCGUUGAUGCACCAUUAAACUCUUUACAAGGCUUCCUGGAGUUUUCGUUGCUAUGGAAACUGUGGCUUGUGGCAACUCUCUUUACUUUUAUUUGGAAGCUGGGAAUAUAUUUAUUUAAAGUAUAUCACUCAGAGUCCUAUACCUUUGCUAUUGACACUUCUUAUGCUGAUCAGUUGGAGAGGUGCCUGCAUUCUGUAAUGUCUCCAAGAGCGCCCCCUUUGGUACGUCACCUUGCCUUUUUAGAUCUUAGUAUUCUGUCCAGAUAUUCAUUGAAACGACGAACAGAGGUGUUUGCACUUAGCCAACCAGGUCAUCAUAGUCACAACUGGAACCGUAUUUUAGCAGAAUGUUUAUCAGCUGUGUUUUGCCUGACCAAUCACCUUUCCGCUCACACACGUAGGAAGAUGGUAGUAGGAGCUGUGGGUAGUAAUGGUACCAACAACCACAAAGCCAAGUCUGCAGAUAUACAAGAUGUUCAGACACCCCAGACUCCACGCCAUCGAGAGUUUGUACAGUCAAUAGGACCAAGCAUAGGCCAAGUGCAGUCCCCAUAUUCAUCAUUCAGUCAGGAGCAAUUAAGUCCUCAAAGACCCAUCCCUCCUCCAGUUCACCAGCAGAACAGUCAGCCUAAGAAGCAACGGGGACCAAUGCCUUAUGUGAAACGUUGGUUUGAAACCAUUGCAGCCAGAUGGAUUGAAUCUAUGAGGAACUUCCAUGUUGUGGUGUACUUAAGCAAACCAUUUCCAGAUUCUGAACAAGGAAUGAUCUUCCGUGAAAGCCAGCUUCAGCAGUGGGCUCUGGAAGGGUUGUCAAAUCUAGCGGUGGCUUCAUAUGAUGAAGAUACGUAUGGGGUUGUGCAACAGUCAUUACCAGAAAUAAUCUCAGCAAUGCUUGCCCUUCAUGUGGCCAUGAGUAAGUAUUCUAAACUCAGUCAAAGCCCGAGCUCAAUCCAUACUAAAAGCGCUUCAUCACGACAAGAUAGUGCAGUACACAAGCUACAGGCUGCUCUACAGGAAACACUGACGACAUCAAUUCACCGUAUAGUUGCGAAGUUUAGACAUCACCUGAAAGGUGUUCAACUCUCAACUGAAGAUGAACGGAGACUUUCACAGUUCAUCAACUACAUAGAAUAAGUUUGUAUAAGUUAACUGAAAGAUUUAAAAAUGUCUUUACUAUAAUCAUGAUGUAUAUACAGCAUGCAUGUUAAACAUGUAUUUUCAUUAUUGGCGAAAUUGAUAAUGAAGUUGGUUUUUCUAUUGUCAUAUUAAAUGUUGGUGAGAAAAUUA
Molecule: messenger RNA, 2088 nt
Organism: Anneissia japonica
Lineage: Eukaryota; Metazoa; Echinodermata; Crinoidea; Comatulida; Comatulidae
Product: nucleoporin NDC1-like
Exons: 14
Coding region: 97-1935 (612 amino acids)
Biological process (GO): nuclear pore organization
Cellular component (GO): nuclear pore transmembrane ring
Molecular function (GO): protein-macromolecule adaptor activity
Source: RefSeq, a predicted model, not a curated record